AUGGUCAAAUUCUCCAAGAAGACGUCGGAAGAGCUAGAGAGAGUCCGCCAGCUGCGAAGAUACAACCAAAAGAUGCGCUACCUGAAUGCAUGUUCUUCAUACGAUCAUCAGAAGAUUUGGAAGCAAGCCCGAAAAUGCGGCACUAGCAACCGCAUAUACGAGCAUGAGCAGUACAAAGAGUGGUUUCGCGCUGAACAAUCAACCCUUCUCUGGUGCAGCGGCAUCCUGGGAGCAGGCAAGACUGUUAUUGCUGCCAACGUGGUUGAACACCUUUCUAUGCAGGCGCCAGCUGCUACUGUUGCAUACUUUUUCUGUCGGUUUGAUCAGCCUGAGUCCCUAGAGUCUUGGACAGUCAUCGGCAGCUUAGUUCGCCAGCUUUUACUUCUCCUCGAGCCUGAGGCGUUUAACGAUCUCUCGCAAAGUCUCAAACAGGGAGUUGACGAGGACAAAUUAUCCCGAGAUCUGCAAAGAUUGUUGCAACAUCAGAAAAGGAAAACCUUUAUUGUUCUCGAUGGUCUAGAUGACUGUGACCCCAGAGCUCUAAAAUGCAUAGGUCGAUUUCUGAAGGACCUGUUGGAAGGUGAGUUCCAGUUUCAGAUCUUCUGUUCGAGUCGCCUCGGAUUCCAUCGCGAAUUAGCUCCCAUUCUUCGACCAAAGUACCACAUUUUAUGCUCGGAGCUGGCUACCGAGACUGUCCAAUAUAUUAACGAUGCUCUUGCAGAACGCGUGGAAACAGGCGAACUUUGCUUGGAAGAUCCUGGACUAAUCCUCAGGAUCCGCGAGGCAUUGGUCAAAGGCAGCUAA
Molecule: messenger RNA, 804 nt
Organism: Exophiala oligosperma
Lineage: Eukaryota; Fungi; Ascomycota; Eurotiomycetes; Chaetothyriales; Herpotrichiellaceae
Exons: 1
Coding region: 1-804 (267 amino acids)
Source: RefSeq, a predicted model, not a curated record